AUCGGCGAAGCGUGAGCGUAGGUUCAGGGCCGUGGGCUUCACCUCUGCUUGCUUCCCUUCUCUAAGCUCUCUCUAUGUCUGUCUCUCUCUGAGAAUCAAUUCUCAGAAAAAAAAUGAAUAGAGGCAUGAAAGCGGCUCUCACGAACUCAAAACUCAACUGCUGCAUUUAUGUGAGGGCUGCCCUCUUUCAUUCUACCCCCGUCUUGGAUCGCAAGAGACGCAACUAUUGGGAACCUAGAUUCAACAACCAUUCAAGAAGGUCCAGAAGGAACCAUGCAAAGCAAACAUUACUGCGCAAUGUCAAUGCUUAUGCAGACUUCUUAUUUCAGAGUUGGCAGAAGGAGUACGAUGAGGAUGAGCCCUCUUCUAGCAAAGGCACCUCAUGGUUUAAAAAGCAAUACUCAGCCAAGGGAUCCAAAAAGAAUGGGGGAGGCAAUCAAGGAGCCUGGAGUUCCGGCAGAAGAGGUUUCCAGUGCUUUGAAGAAGAUAUAGAUGUGGAGACCAUUUUCCGAUCCACGUUUGGUGGAACCAAAUUCUAUUAUUGGUCGUUCAUUGAUGAAGAGAGUUCGCAGUGGAGGAGCUCUUCAAAUCACUCUAACUAUGGUAGGUCCUGGAAUUGGAGACAACAGAAUAAGGAAGAAUAUGAAACUGAGUCUGAGUCCGAGUCUGAAAGGUCUGAGUCAGAUGAAAGGUUGGCCCUCGGAUUGAGUGCUUCUGGCCCUCUAACACUUGAAGAUGUCAAGAAUGCAUACCGAAUCUCUGCGCUGAAAUGGCAUCCAGAUCGUCACCAGGGCUCUUCCAAGGCUGCUGCGGAGGAAAAGUUCAAGCUUUGCAGUGCGGCAUAUCAAUCUUUAUGUGAUAAACUGGCUGUGAACUGAUGAUGUACCAAGCCGGCCUGCUAACUUAGUUUAAGUGCAGAGAUGCUAGUACAUGUAACAUAUCAUUAUAUUUUUAUUGAAGUUUGUAGUUUCUUUCUAGGCAAUUAAGGGACAGGCUUGAAUCCUGGAAGACCAGGUUAAGGUUGGGGGUUUAUCUCUAGGGUACGGAGGAAUGGUAGUUAUAGCUGAAAUUUGUUAUGAAACAGAACAAGGCUGCCGGUGUGGCUUUGAAAGGGUUCAGCCAGUGGAAUAAUUAUCCGACGAUGGCUGUUCACAGGCAGCCCCAGCUUUGCACUGCCGGAAGUAUGUAUGCCUAUUUUUAUUUUUAUUAUUUACUGAGGAUGUAAUAAACAGUAUAUUUUCUUUAUUAA
Messenger RNA from Prunus persica (peach), 1249 nucleotides. RefSeq lists its product as uncharacterized. NCBI's taxonomy places the organism in Eukaryota, Viridiplantae, Streptophyta, Magnoliopsida, Rosales, Rosaceae. The record is from RefSeq and is a predicted model, not a curated record. Bases 114 to 878 code for a protein of 254 amino acids. The transcript has 6 exons.